AUGUAUAGUGUGCAGAAAGAAUCAAAUUUUCGGCCCACUAGUCCAAGAGAAAUUCGGCAAUUCUACGCUUUACAUUUUAUGAUGGGUAUAUUGAAGUUUCCACGGGUAGCAAUGUUCUGGGAGAAAGGUACAACAUUGCCCAUUUUCACUAGUAAUAUGACACGAAAUCGUUUUUAUGCGCUACGAACACAUUUGCAUUUAGUGGAUACUUAUCUGCCCCCAAAAAACAAUGAAAAACUUCAUCGAGUGAGACCAAUUAUGGAUGCGAUUCGGAAGCGAUUAUUGGAGCACCAGUUGGAGGAAACCCUUUGCGUUGAAAAACAGAUUAUACAAUUUACAGGGCACAUGGGAAUGAAGCAGUAUAUACGUGGUAAACCUUGUCCAUGGGGAAUAAAACUCUAUGUGCUUUGUGGAAAAAGUGGAAUGUUGUAUGAUUUCAUUGCUUAUCAGGGCUCAUCCACUGAAAUUGAACCAAGCCUUAUCAACAAACAUGGUUUUAAUGCUUCCAUCACAUUACAGCUGCUAAAAAGAGUGCCCCAAGAUUCAACUGGUCACCAAGUUUACACAGAUAAUUUCUUCACCACGUAUUCUCUACUUGAAAUUUUGGAGAAAAGGAAAAUUCUAGCAGCUGGCACAAUUCGUAUAAACCGCUUUCGGAACCCACCACUCUCCACAGAUGCUGUAAUGUGA
Rhagoletis zephyria (snowberry fruit fly) is the source of this 690-nucleotide messenger RNA. RefSeq names its product piggyBac transposable element-derived protein 3-like. The record is from RefSeq and is a predicted model, not a curated record. Lineage: Eukaryota; Metazoa; Arthropoda; Insecta; Diptera; Tephritidae.